This is a messenger RNA of Peronospora matthiolae, 813 nucleotides long. Lineage: Eukaryota; Oomycota; Peronosporomycetes; Peronosporales; Peronosporaceae. The record is from the annotation of a GenBank genome assembly.
AUGGUCAUCACCACGACGUACUCAAGCAGCGAACUGCUGUCGUCGUUCGCCCGACACGCAUCGGCCGUAAAUGGUGGUGGUUCACCCUCCACGAUGCUGCAGCCUCUGUCGCUGCCGCCAUCGCACGUGUCGCACAUGACCGCCAUGAUGCAAACUCCCUGUGUGAUGCUGGACACGCCGCAUCCACACGCGUCCCACGUGGCGCACCUGGCUAUGCACGGCCCGAACGUCAUGUGCGACUCGCCGCAUAAGCGGUCCCCGCUGCUGUGCGGCUACCCAAGCAAGAAAUGCUGGAGCUGGCGCGUGGAAAAGCGCAAUGGCGAGCUGCACAAGUUCUGCGAGUACCACCGUCAGAAAGCCAAUACGAACCAGCGCCGCAUGGAGCAGCGGCGCAAACAAGGCCGACCGGCGUCCCCCCGUUCAAAGAGUAUCGGCAGUAUGCGGCGGUCGCUCAAAGUCUCAGCGGACUCAAAGCACGAGAUCGUGAUCAAGGCCGAGAUCGACGCGAUGCUUGUGAAUAAGUUCUGCGCCCACUCUCAAGCUAUGCUCGACUCGUCUUCAUCUUCUGGUGGCAGUCCUCGAGGUAUCGACGGCUUCGAUGAUGGCAGCUCUGCUGUGGACGAUGUCGCAAUGCUCUCGUGGAUGGACGCCGAGCUGGACGUUGGCAUUGGCAUGGACGCGGCGGUGGAGUACAUGAUGGUGGAGCCCCCUGUGAUUGACAUUGAGCCAUCGGACACGCCCGUGGACUUGUUUGAGGAAGAUCUCUUCUUCCUCGAACACUUUAUCGACGAGAUCUCGCACAGUGCCGUGUAA